AUGAAGCGCAAGGUCCGGAGCGUUCACUCGAAACCCAAGGACAAGGAGAAGCAAUUGGAUACUCUCUUUUCGAACCGCCUGUCCCAUCAACAAUUCAAAGAGGAUAGCUCCUAUGUUCAGUCUAAAAGAGACACCUUACAGUCGGAAGGGCAUGAGGCUUGCGGGGAUAAUCUGGACAUCUUCCUCCAGGAUUAUGAAGGUCCCGUGCCUUCCUGCGAAAUCGAAGAGGUAAAAGAAUUCUGUGAGGGCACAUCAUCUGGAGGGCCAAAAAUCUGGUUAGAUGACCGAGAGAAAUCUACUGGAUUUUCUCGAAAGUACGCAAAACGGCUGACCGCAACGGACUUGGGACACGCGUUGGCACGUAAGCGAUUUGAUCUUGACGGCACCCCCGAUGCUGACCGACGUUUAAUCUAUAUUUCUGACCUAGACGCGGAAUGCGUUCGUACUCUUGCCGAGUCUGCGUCUUGGCGUCAGGUGCCAGUGCUAAGAGACGCGAUUUGGAAACACAUAGCCCUUCAAACAUCGCUCUGUGUGAAGACUCCGCGUAUCGGAUUUCCUGUAUUUGAGUUGGUGUUUCAACUUCCGUACCUGGCUUUGAGGCAAUACCAUACACCACCCAAUAAAGAGCCAACAACUAGGAUACACAAAACGGAACGAGGACGAAUGGAUGUGUCCUUUCUGAAUAUCCCAGCAAUCCAAGGGCAAGUCCCAUGUUCAUAUGUCAUUCAUGAGGCGCAAAUCUCCAUUGUAGCGUGCGGCUCGGACAACUCGAGAUGGGUGACCUAUGCUUUUGUGGACACCGAGUUUGAUGAUAACCCUACUGACGACGACGGUAUUUUCGAGGAAGAAGAGCUAGAUGAAUUGAACGAAGAUCCAAUUGCCGACGACGGCGAAUGUUCGACAGGAUGGGUAGUCGACGCUGACAAACCAAUAUGGGACCCUAGAGAGUAUUUCCUACUCAUGGUCGAACGCCGGAUGACCCAAAUCUUCAGAGAAUGGAUACAUCUUGUUCGAAAAGUACAGAGAAGUGUGAAACGAUAUGAAAAAACUCAUCCCGCGUUUCUAUCCCCCGGACCUUCAAAGGAGCUUCCUAGAGACGUGCAGGAAGCUCUGUAUCAGAAUAUUCAAACAAUGCAACUACUCAAGAAGCUUCGAGAGCAACUCUCUACUACUAUUCAAGCUUGGAAAAGAUUCGCUGCCCCCACUGGAGAUAUCCGCUACUUCUCAAAUAUGUCGAAACCCGCGGCAAGAAAAUCACUCAAUAACAUCAUCAAAACUUUCGAGCGGUUAGUGGAUCAAGAGAAAGAUUUGGACUCUCUAGCGGAAUCGUGCUCGGGAUCUGAGAGACUCCUCACUCUUCGACUGAAUCUCAAAAGCUAUGACUUAAAUCUUCAAACCGUGCGAUUGAAUCACAAUACCCAAGAAGUGACCUUGGAGAACAAUCGGGUGGCGCUGGAGAGCCAGAAAACCGCGCAACUCACGAAUCAAACUGCAGCACUCACUCUUUCGACAAAUCAACUCACAAUCCCUCCCGUACUCGUCAUAGCCUAUUUCAGCACACAGCAGCAGAUUUUCUCGUUCGAUCGAAACCAGAAAACCUUCUUCAUCUGCAUUAUAACCUUAUUCAUCGCCUUAAAGCUUUAUAAUUAUGGGGUUAUUAUCGCUCGGACUAGUCUCGCUCAGCAGUCCCGGUGGCCCUGGUGGCUAAGGACAGCUAUUGAAUCCAUAAGUCCCAUACCAUUGGCAUCAACCGAACGCCCGAAUACGGACAUCCAACCCAGCAUGUAUGUCGUUUGA
Messenger RNA from Lindgomyces ingoldianus, 1797 nucleotides. RefSeq lists its product as uncharacterized. The transcript has 8 exons. Lineage: Eukaryota; Fungi; Ascomycota; Dothideomycetes; Pleosporales; Lindgomycetaceae. The record is from RefSeq and is a predicted model, not a curated record. Bases 1 to 1797 code for a protein of 598 amino acids.